GGCAGACGCGCUCUCGGGCGGCCCUGGCCGGGGAAGAGGAGUCGCAUGUGUCGCUUCUGCUGGCGGUAGUGGCGGGAGCGGCGGCGGCGGGGCUGUGCGACCGCUCGGGUUUGUGAGAUGGCUGCUGACAUAUCUGAAUCCGGUGGGCAUGAUUGCAAAGGAGACUUGAGGAGCAAUAUCAAAUUAGAUGCGGAUUACCCACUUCGAGUCCUUUACUGUGGAGUCUGUUCAUUACCAACAGAGUACUGUGAAUAUAUGCCUGAUGUUGCUAAAUGUAGACAAUGGUUAGAGAAGAAUUUUCCAAAUGAGUUCGCAAAGCUUACCGUAGAAAAUUCACCCAGACAAGAAGCUGGAAUUAGUGAGGGUCAAGGAACAGCAGGGGAAGAGGAAGAGAAGAAAAAACAGAAGAGAGGUGGAAGGGGUCAAAUAAAACAAAAAAAGAAGACUGUACCACAAAAGGUUACGAUAGCCAAAAUUCCCAGAGCGAAGAAGAAAUACGUAACGAGAGUGUGUGGCCUUGCAACUUUUGAAAUUGAUCUUAAAGAAGCACAAAGAUUUUUUGCUCAGAAAUUCUCCUGUGGUGCCUCAGUAACAGGGGAGGAUGAGAUCAUCAUUCAGGGAGAUUUUACAGAUGACAUCAUUGACGUCAUUCAGGAAAAAUGGCCAGAGGUGGAUGAUGAUAGCAUUGAAGAUCUUGGCGAAGUGAAGAAAUGAUACUGAAAAUUUGUCUGUAUUUAAUGAUCUGAACUGAGAGUUGAUAAUGGCCGAAGGGAGAGAGGCCUUUUAGAAUAUAUAUUUAUCCUACAGUAAAACUGUGGACUACCCUCCCCCGUGGCAUUUCCCUGUUCUGUACAAGGCUGCUUGUUUUUUUUAUUGCCAAAGUCUAAUAAAACAGGGGAGACUGUCAUGCUUAUGCAUGAGAUAGAAUUUAGUCAAAUAAAAAAUUUUGGUCAUUUGGUACUGACUUCUCUUUUUAACUUUUUAUUUUUGGAAAAACACUGUAGACUUUUUGUGGAAAGCUUUCCUUUUGAUUAUUUUAAAAUAAUCGUGAUUCAUUCAAAUCACGAUUAAGCUGAGUGAUAUUUAAAGAAUUUGGAUUUGGCUUCAGCAUCAGUAAUAACUGUCUCCUUGCUGCCUUGGUGUGGUAGUUUUGAGAUGCUUGAGCAUCUUAUAGGUUUGUGGUUCAAUUUGCUUCAAUGUUACCAACCAAGUCCACUUUGUGGACUCAAUAACAUCCUCCUGGUAGGAGUUGCUCAGCUGUUCUGGAAAUUGUUUGGUAAAGUAUAUUAAAAGCCUUAAACCAUCUGCACUGUUUGACCCAGUAAGCCACUUCUUUGACAUUAUCCUAAAGAAACAACCAGGAUUACUAUCAUUGUUUUGAAUGGAAGACCAUUCAGAAAGGUUGAGUCCUUGUUCUGGCUAUAAAUUAUGUGAGUCAAUUGAGAAUUGUAUAUACACCCACAUUCAGUAGAUAGUUUGGGAAAUAACAUGUGAAAUGUGAUUUCCCAUGAGGGACACGGGGACAAUGAAUUGUAAUAUGUGCACUAGAAGAAUUUAAGUGGUUUUUGUAAAGGUCUUCCAUCAGACACUACAAAUUGAAAAAACUACUCAUGGUAUUUUAAAUUGCUAUAAAUAAAUGCCUUUAAGAAAUACAGAACCCAUUGUUUAUUGCCAUGCAAUUACAAUCCCGAAUGAGUGGUUUUUUAAAUAAAAUUUAGGAAAAAAUAUGUAAUAAAGAUGUGAAUUAAAAUGAAAAUGUGCAUUAACUGUGACUUGUACUAAAUAACGAUUAUCCAGUGAAGCAAAUUUACUCAAGACCAUCUGGUGUGUGCCAUGUCUGGCCACAGUGCUGGGAAAGCCCUGGGCAGUGCCAGCCCCCCAUGGCUUUGUGUAAACAUUCUUGAUGUUCCACAGCUCUUGGCAAAUGCAGUCUCAUCCAUAUGCAACCCAUGAUGGAUGCUGCUACAGGAAAUGCAGGAUUAAAAUCGUCCUUGUGUAUACCUGUGUGAAUCUUUUUUCUUUCACCUGAAAUUUAAAAUACAGCAUAAUCUCCAAAU
Messenger RNA from Talpa occidentalis (Iberian mole), 2057 nucleotides. RefSeq names its product density regulated re-initiation and release factor (gene DENR). NCBI's taxonomy places the organism in Eukaryota, Metazoa, Chordata, Mammalia, Eulipotyphla, Talpidae. Gene Ontology annotation, molecular function: mRNA binding; translation initiation factor activity. The record is from RefSeq and is a predicted model, not a curated record. The transcript has 8 exons. Gene Ontology annotation, biological process: translation reinitiation; formation of translation preinitiation complex. The coding region runs from base 118 to 714 and encodes 198 amino acids.